Messenger RNA from Paramecium tetraurelia, 987 nucleotides. RefSeq lists its product as uncharacterized. The record is from RefSeq and is a predicted model, not a curated record. Lineage: Eukaryota; Ciliophora; Oligohymenophorea; Peniculida; Parameciidae. The transcript has a single exon.
CUGAAAUAACACUUUAGGAAAAUUAUAGUAGACUGCGAAAUAUUUGCUCCAUCUCAUACAAUCCAAAAUAUGGAUUCCAUAAAGACCUUGACGAAAUUCUUUUAUUACUUAUUAGUGAAUGAUGUAGGCUGAUAAAAGGAGAAAACAUUCUAAAAUUUGUAAAGGAGGAGAAAAAGAUCAAUAUUGGCGCAUUAUAUUAGUAUGCAAAACAUUAAGGUAUUUUGCUUAAUGAUGAAUUGGCGAGUGAAGUAAAUUUUAAUGGUCUGCAGUUUGUGAAAUAAAAUCAGAACAAUCAAAUAAACUAGGAGAUCUUUUAAGAUUAUGCAUAUAGAUUCAUGUUAGAUACGCUUAAUUCUGGUUAACAUGAUGUCGCUUUAGUGAUGAAUUUAUUAUUAGCCCUAAAAAUUAGCUAAUAGGAUCUCUUUGAAUUGAAUUACCAGAACAUUUAAGAAGAAGACAAUUAUUGCAUCAUAUAUUUAUAAAAUGAGGAAAAGUUGAUACUUAAGAGAGAAAAUCUACUUCCUGAGUUAUAGAUGAAGUUUUGGGGCAAUAUUGGUAGUAUUUUUAAUGUAGUAGAAGGAUAGUAAUCAAAUAAGAGAAAUAAAAUCAAUGAAUAAUUCAAUGAAACUAGGAAAAUUUUGAUUAAUAAUUUAGAAAAGUCAGAAAAGGAUUAAACUUAUUAGAACUUCUUAUUAUAGAUAAAUUUAAACAAUUAUAAGAUGAUGGAUAAGACUAAUUUAAGAAUCUUCAAAUUAGCAGAUAAUGAUUUAUAAAAACUUUAAGAACAGAAGAAGGAGAUAUAGCAGUUGAAGCAAGCUAGUAAAUCUGAUUCCAAACAAGAAAAGGCUCUUUAAGAGAUUCCAAAUUAAGAAUCAAUAGAGGCUUAAUGUAAAUCCCAAGUUGCUAAUCAGAAAGUCUAACCUGUUCAACAAAUUUAGAAUAAGACAAAAUGAUGAUUAUGAAUAUUUAAAUAUCAUUAUUUUGUAA